CUCAUUGGCUGCGGAGGGAUUUGCUGGGUACUUAACAGCCCCCUUCCCCACCAAGGAGGGUUUUGUGCUUUUGGGUUUCCCCAGGAAGAGGAGCCUCCUGUGUCCAUCCCUGCUGGAAUCUGUACAGCACCAGGGAUUUCCUGAUGCCCUGACCCUGCACUGCUGGGGACCUUCCAAGGCCAGAAGCAGAACUGUGAGAUUUUUUCCCCUCAAUCUCACAAGCGCUCCGUUUUUGGCUGCAAAGGGACCAGAGGUUGGUGUGGAGAUGGGGAACAUGGACGGGAAAUCCGUGGAGGAGCUGAGCACCACCGAGUGCCACCAGUGGUACAAGAAGUUCAUGACAGAGUGUCCUUCUGGCCAGCUCACCCUCUACGAGUUCAAACAGUUUUUUGGCUUGAAAAACCUGAGUCCGGCAGCGAACAAAUACGUUGAGCAAAUGUUUGAGACGUUUGACUUUAAUAAGGAUGGCUACAUAGAUUUUAUGGAGUAUGUGGCAGCUCUGAGCCUGGUGCUGAAGGGGAAGGUGGACCAGAAGCUCAGGUGGUAUUUCAAGCUCUACGACGUGGAUGGCAACGGCUGCAUCGACCGGGCUGAGCUGCUGAACAUCAUCAAGGCCAUUCGAUCCAUCAACCGCUGCAACGAGAAGAUGACAGCAGAGGAGUUCACAGACAUGGUGUUCAACAAAAUCGACAUCAAUGGAGAUGGCGAGCUGUCCCUGGAGGAGUUCAUGGAGGGCGUGCAGAAGGACGAGAUGCUGCUGGACAUCCUCACGCGCAGCCUGGACCUGACCCACAUCGUGAGGCUGAUCCAGAACGAUGGCAAGAACCCUCACGAGGCUGGGCAGGACGCCCAGGCUGCCCAGUAGCUCCCUUGGCUUUCCUUUGGCCUCCCCGGGCACUGUCACCUGGGGUCAGCUGGGGCUGUCCCCUGAGCACGGGGACCGGGGUGUGACACCCCCGGGCACGGGAGGAGAGCCUCUGCAGGGAGGGGUGCAGAGCUAAUAACAAAAUGUCCAUCCCACACGGACCUGGGAUGGCCUCUGGACACUGCUGCUGAGCUCAGAGAGGGGACAGCCAGUGCUGCACGAGGUCUGCAGGCCAAGAACUCACUGAGAACUCCCCAAAAUUGCCACUGAGGCCGUGGCCAACACCCCCAGCGGGGUCCAACCGGGGGCUGCCCAGGACCUGGCCCUGGUGAGAGGGGUCCUGGAAAAGCAGAUCAAACCUUCUCCUUCCAUUUGUAUUUCCAGAGCGAGCAAUCUCCAGUUCUGGUCACUCUUUCCUUCACCUGUUAUUGUUUGGUCAGCAGCGAGCAGUGAUAAUGUGAGUUAAAACAUCUGUGAGCUAGCAAAAGGGGAGGGGUGAAUGCUGUGGCUUUUAUUGUUUAAAAGCAUUAAACACAUGGAAUGGUGCCUUUUUUUAACAACCCCCUGGACUGGAAGGAAAUGUUUCUCCCUGAAGCAUCUGGAAGGAAGGAAGUGCUUCCUGACAAGCAGAAUCAGCACGCAGUGACCCGAGAGGGAGCUGCAGGACUAUUCCUGCCCAGUUCACACCUGGCAAAGGAGCACCAGGAGGCUUUGACCCCCUGUCUGUGUGGGUUCUGCAGGGGGGAGCUGCUGCACAGGGGGACCCCCGGCUCAGAGCAGCACCUGGGGAUUCCUGCCAGGCCCAGAGCUCAGGGUGGGAUCAGGGCAGUGCCCGGGGGCUCAGCCCUGGCACCCCUUGUGCAGGGCCCGUGCCAGGGCAGGGCUGCCAGCCCCCAACAGCCCGGGCUGUGCCCUGGCUGCUCCUGCAGGGAGCUCCUCACCCCUGGGCCUGGUGAGGCAACACAGGACACCAGGAAGGACUUCUUGACCAGCAGAGAGCUCUGUUAUUUGGCACUGGGUGUUUGCAAUUCAUAAGCAGCUUCCUGACCAUUUUUCUUGGGUGUCUUUUUCAGUUGACAGAGUUUUACCUGGAAGCUUUUGGACUUCCAGUCCUACGGUGAGCUAAUAAAGAUG
This is a messenger RNA of Haemorhous mexicanus (house finch), 1999 nucleotides long. RefSeq names its product guanylate cyclase activator 1A (gene GUCA1A). Gene Ontology annotation, molecular function: calcium sensitive guanylate cyclase activator activity; calcium ion binding. The coding region runs from base 266 to 865 and encodes 199 amino acids. NCBI's taxonomy places the organism in Eukaryota, Metazoa, Chordata, Aves, Passeriformes, Fringillidae. Gene Ontology annotation, biological process: visual perception; positive regulation of guanylate cyclase activity. Gene Ontology annotation, cellular component: photoreceptor inner segment; cone photoreceptor outer segment. The record is from RefSeq and is a predicted model, not a curated record. The transcript is spliced from 4 exons.